Molecule: messenger RNA, 219 nt
Organism: Eruca vesicaria subsp. sativa (arugula)
Lineage: Eukaryota; Viridiplantae; Streptophyta; Magnoliopsida; Brassicales; Brassicaceae
Source: the annotation of a GenBank genome assembly
AUGAAAGCUUGCAUAGCUUCAAGGAUCGCGCCGGUGUGUUUGGGAGCGGCAGGGGCGAAAGCGGUGGUGGCGCAAAGUGACGCGAGGAUCUUUUUUAGUAACUCGGUGGUGACUGGGGAGAUUUAUUCUCUGGAUUCAGAGGUUAGGGUUUGUGAUGAGUCUAGCAAGAGGGAUGUCGCGACAGUGGAGUUGAGGGAAGGGGGUCGUGUUUUUGUUUAA